Molecule: messenger RNA, 2662 nt
Organism: Acanthopagrus latus (yellowfin seabream)
Lineage: Eukaryota; Metazoa; Chordata; Actinopteri; Spariformes; Sparidae
Gene: optn
Product: optineurin
Exons: 13
Coding region: 46-1833 (595 amino acids)
Biological process (GO): regulation of canonical NF-kappaB signal transduction; protein localization to Golgi apparatus; Golgi ribbon formation
Cellular component (GO): cytoplasm; nucleus; Golgi apparatus
Molecular function (GO): K63-linked polyubiquitin modification-dependent protein binding
Source: RefSeq, a predicted model, not a curated record
ACAGGCCCCGCCCACCGCUGUCAGCCGCUGCGUGACGUGUAGGAGAUGCGGAUGGAGCCGUCUGAGCAGCGGCUCCGCGCGGAACCUGCUGCACUUUAUACUCACAUCUGCUACCUGCUCCGUGACGUCACUUCAAGGAAACGACAGCCUCGCGACACAGAGCGAAAGUUAGGCAUGUGGGGACGGGAAGGACGCGUCAUGGCGUCUGGAGGCCCCAUGAUGAACGGCGACAUCUCUCGCUCUCCCGGUCAGUCGGGCACGCUGGAGGAAACCCUGCAGCAGAUGAACAUCCUCAUCCAGGAGAACCGAGACCUGAAGGAGGCCCUGCGUCAGACCAACCUGACGAUGAAGGAGCGCUUCGAGGGUCUGACUGCGUGGCGGGAGAAGCAGCGGGAGGAGCGGGAUUUCCUGGAGAGCAGGCUGGCAGAGGCCCGGAGCCGCAUGGAGGGGCUGACCCUUCAAAACCAGGAGCUGAGCAGGAGACUCGGCGGAGAGGGGAGGACAGGGGGAGCUCUUGGGGGCUUGAUGGCGGUGUCAUCCAAUCAGUGCGCAGAGCUGGAGGCCCUGCGUUCCCAGGUCGCUCGCCUGCAGGCAGAGAAGCAUGACCUGGUGGCGAUGAACUCCGAGCUGCAGCUGAAGGCGGAUCAGGACUCAAACAGCGACUCCUUCAUUGAGGUCAUCAGGGUCUCGGACGGAGGUGUCGACGGCAUUAGCGAUGUGUGUGGUUCGGAGCGCAGCAAACGCCUUGACCUGAGCAUGACGGCAUCUCGGGUCGACAGCGAGGAGGUGACCGUCAGCCAGCUCCUCCAGUCACUGAGGAACGAGACGCAGCGGGCCGAGCGGCUGCAGGCCGAGCUGCAGACCUCUGCUCACAGAAUUAGAGAGCUGGAGGAGAGGAGGAGCAAGGAAGACGAAUCAACACAGACCACCCAGCCAGAGACUGCAGAGGCAAAGGAGGAUUCUGAGAAAGAGGAGAAGGCGGCCUCUGAGGUGGAGAAUCUGAAGUCUCAAAUGAUGACACUGUUCAAAGAGCUGCAGCAGGCUCAGAGCAAGCUUGAUGAAGCAGAAGGCAUGAAGAAGAACCUGCAGGACAGAUGUCGGGAGGUGGAACAAGAUGUGGCCACUCUGAAGGCCCAGCUGGUGGAGAAACAGGCUGUUCAGACGGAGAAUGAACGGCUGAAGCUGCAGCUGGAGAGCGCGCUGGCCCACAACCAGAUGGAACAGAGGAAGGCUGGGGAGGACAGGAACAACCUGGCCCAGCUGAAGGAUGCCUACACCAAACUGUUUGAAGACUACAAUGAACUCAAAGAGGACAAGAAGAAGAAAGAGGUCCUGCAGGCCCAGAUGGUGCAGAAGGAGCUGCUGGACGAGCUGCAGCAGCGCCUGACUGCUGCUGAACAGGCGCUUGUCGCUAAACAGGACAAGAUCGAUCUCAUGAAGCAGGAGAUCUUCCAGAAGGAGAAGGAGCUGGAACAAAUAUCUGUCUUCCAGGCUCAGGCAGAGGUCUACUCCUCGGACUUCUACGCAGAGCGAGCAGCGAGGGAGAAGCUCCAUGAGGAGAGGGAGCGUCUGGCUGCUCAGCUGGAGUAUGUGAAGAAGCAGAACAUCCAUCUGCAGGAGGAGAUGGACUCACUGGGCCGGCGAUCACUGGGCGAAAUGCAGAGGAGACAUGUGUCACUGGGAGGAAGUCCACACGGAGCCGGUGCUUCUUUGGUUGGAAGAGGUACUGACUGGCAGCAGGGGAAUAUUCCUGAACACGCCUGUCCCAAGUGCAAUGAGAUCCUGCCAGACCUGGACUCCCUGCAGAUCCACAUCAUGGACUGCAUCAACUAGACCUCCAUCAUUACUAGCAUCCACCAAAAAAGUGGCUCCUGUAGCACCUUAAUCUGAGUCUUCCUCUGCUUUUACCUGUACCUCUUCUCAGACGUUCAGUCCACAGUCCACAGUUCCACUCACUAAACUUCAUUCUAGGAUGGGAACACUUUCCACAAAUCUGAAAAUGAUCGGUCCUGUCGAGUGUUUUAAAUUUGAGUAGUCUUUUAAAGAGUUAGAAUAGAACAGGAAAAACAUUGCAGGACACAUCUUUCAUUUUUUUGACCCCAUGUCAUCUGGCACAUAGACUGUUUUGUUGCUGUAAUGACGAGGCUGAACAUUAAUUUCUUCAGCGUAAAACACGUCUUGAAUACCAAAACCGAAAGUGUAUGAACACUUUCAUAAGACAUUUGUUGCUGUCCAUCUGUAUGCACGCAUUAAGUGAGUUCAGUCAUUACAAGUUUCAUUUUUUUCAGCAAGCAAUUGGUUGCUGAAGGCUUUUUAUUACUUUUAAAAUGUUUGCUCGUCAAAUGAAAUUUCUAUAUUUUUUGCUCGGAAAGGAUAUUUUUACUCAUGAUUACUUUAUUGGUGUUGGUGGAAAAAUGAGCAUGCACCAUGUAGGCACUUUAAUACAAGGAUAUAUAUUUUAUUUAGACUGCAGAUGAUACCUAGUAAUUAAAACUUGUUAUAUUUAUCUUGUUGAUCAACCUAUCACUGUAAGUCACAGCCUUUGUAAGUGUAUGUGCAGGAGGAUCCAACAACCUGCUGAGUCUGUAGUCUGUAGAUUACAAAUACCAUCUGAUUCCAUGUGGUAAUUCUGUGAAUGAAAAUAAAAAGAAUUCUAAAUUUG